This is a messenger RNA of Owenia fusiformis, 2553 nucleotides long. The record is from the annotation of a GenBank genome assembly. Lineage: Eukaryota; Metazoa; Annelida; Polychaeta; Sabellida; Oweniidae.
CAGCCAUAUUGGUUUUCGUUCACAAUAUUUGAGGCGAUGCAAGUUAUUUCAUCGAAUAUGAAGUCCCUUUUGAUGACUGCAGCCAGUAUUCUACUGACGGGUUUAGUGGUUGGCAAUGCGUAUUACCAGAAGCGUCAAUUUUACCCGUCUGUAGUCUACAUAACCAAGUCAAAUCCGAGUAUGGCGGUGCUGUAUAUACAAGCCUUUGUGUGUGUAGUCCUUGCAGGAAAGCUGAUGAGGAAAAUAUUCUUUGGUCAACUUCGCGCUGCAGAAAUGGAGCAUCUCAUUGAGAGAUCAUGGUAUGCAGUAACAGAGACAUGUCUGGCAUUUACAGUGUUUCGAGACGACUUCAGUCCAAGAUUUGUCGCUAUGUUCACCCUGCUCUUGUUUCUCAAGUGUUUCCAUUGGCUUGGGGAUGACAGAGUAGAUUAUAUGGAGAGAAGUCCUGUAAUCACAAUAACUUUCCAUCUUAGAGUUCUGUCAUUAUUGAGCCUGCUGGGAUGCCUUGAUAUGUAUUUCAUUAAUCUGGCCUACUACAGUACAUUACUGAAAGGGGCCUCUGUUCAGCUGGUCUUUGGAUUUGAGUAUGCUAUCUUACUGACUGUUAUCCUAACUAUACUAGUGAAAUAUGUGCUACACACCAUAGAUCUACAGAGUGAGAAUCCAUGGGAAAACAAGGCUGUAUACCUGCUUUAUACUGAGUUACUGACAGGUUUCAUCAAAGUGAUUCUUUACAUGACCUUCUUCAUUAUAAUGGUGAAAGUACACACAUUCCCGCUGUUUGCUAUAAGACCCAUGUAUUUGACUAUGAGACAAUUCAAGAAGGCACUGAAUGAUGUCAUCAUGUCAAGACGUGCAAUCAGAAAUAUGAACACUCUGUACCCAGAUGCUACACCUGAGGAACUCCAGUCUGGUGACAAUGUGUGUAUUAUAUGCAGAGAGGAGAUGGUCUCGGGUGCUAAGAAGCUGCCAUGUAAUCAUAUCUUCCAUGCAAGUUGUCUACGAUCUUGGUUCCAACGUCAACAGACCUGUCCUACUUGUCGUAUGGAUAUCCUGCGUCCUACUGCUACCAGGCAGAACAACCAGCAAGCUCAGCCUCAACAACCACCCGCUCAACCUCAGCAACCUAAUAUGAAUGGUUUCCCGGCUCCUUUCCCAGGAUUCCCCCAGUGGCCUCCACAGCAUCCAGCGCAACCUCCAGCUGCUGCUGCUCCUCCUGCCUCAACUGGUCCAGCUUCACCAACAUCUUCUACAGCUGCAACUACAUCAACACCAUCAACAACAAGUACAACACCAAGUGCUGCACCAAUAGACCCAAGCUUUGCAUCAUUCAUGCCACCUCCUUCAUUCAUGAUGAAUCCUUAUAUGAAUAUGGGCUCAAUGCCAUUUGGUGUAGCCCCUCCAGCACCACCCCCUAACUUCGCUGGAAUGACAGAUGAUGAGCUACAUGCUAUGGAAGGCCAAGAGAGGAGCAAUUUAGAGGCCAGGAUAGAGUGUCUUCGCAAUAUACAAACAUUGCUAGAUGCUGCUGUCAUACAAAUGAAUCAGUAUUCAAGUAUUGUUAGUAAUCUAAGCUCAACUCCAGCAUCAUUCACUGCUACAACUAGUGCAUCAUCAGCUUCUUCAAGUGCAACUUCUUCCUCUAGAACACCAACUACAACAUCAUCAUCUUCAACAAGUAAACUCUCAACUUCUGCAAGUUCUUCUGGGACAUUAACUAGUACUCCUGACUUAUCACUUCCAAAGCCACUUACUACACCAGAAGAUGAAGAAUUUAAUAGGAAACAUAGAUCUCCAAAAAUAGAUUUACCGCCUGCUGCCAAAGUCGCUAAACAGCAGAGUGAUAGCAAUAGUACCAUAAAAGACAGUAAUAAGCCAGAUACUGACAUUCCAAGCCCUGAAAAGCAAGAGCAAGAUGAGGUCAGGAGACGAAGACUCCAAAGAUUUCAAACGGAAAAUACUCCAAAGGAUAACCUUGAAUUGGAUUGAGAUCCACAAUCAGGAUUAUUUAUUAAAGAUGUGGAAUAUAUGUGUACAUAUGAUAUAAGAGAUAUAUUUUUAUGUUGUUUCAAAAAUGUGCAAGGUCAUCGAACGUGCAGUGGAUUGCUAUGAGAGAAGUUAUUUCAUAUUCAGCGCUGACAUCUUUUUUAUUUUCCUGUUAUCAAUUACAAUGAAAUCCAAUGCAAUCGGUUGUAUUGAGAUGCUGUUAGUUUUGAAAGUUUCUUUGAUGGGAAAAAUGAGCUUAUAAAGUCUCAAACCACUGACCACCUUCCCCUUCUUACUUUAUGUCAGAGGAGAGAAGGGGGGUAACACAUAUUGAUUAAAUGCUUAUCGUUAGCUGACUCAACUACAUUAUUUGUGAUACAUACAUCUGCUAUGACUAUCAGAGGGAGCAUGUGUAGAAUCUUUGUUCUUAUGUCUUUCAAUGUGAUGAUGUGUGAUAACUAUGAAAAUCAAAAGCAUGCUACUUCUUUGCUGGCAAAAUGAAUAUUUAGUGAAGUACCAGUGAAAAUUAACAGACAGAUGUGUAUAAGAACAGCAAAGAGGACAAAU